AUGACGAUGGACAUUAAGCAAUCGCGCAUGAACGGGAUCAAGAUGGCUCCCGGAAGCCCAGGAACGGCCACAUUGGCCAACGAUCUCCACCCUAAUCAUCAUCAUCAUCAUUCGGCGACGGCGACAAUGACGACAAAGCUUCCCAGUGGUGGUGGUGGUGGUGGCCGGGCAUCAGCCGGCAAGCGAUCCUUCGACGUUGCCUUCCUCAUGAUGCCAGAUGAGAAACUGGGCCGCUCGAAAAGCGAACGGCUCGCCUACCUGUUCCCUGGUGCCGCUCGCUUCUACGAGCCACCCGCCGGAAUGAUGUUCGGUGCCGUGGGACCGUUCGGACGCACCGGAACACGCAGCUCACUAUCCGGAUCGCCGGAUCUCCCUUCUUCCGCUGAUCCAAUGCCACCGCGCAGUGCAUUCUCGAAGGUGACGACGAGCAUCAUCAGCGUACCGGACUCACCCGGCCCACCGCCCCUCAGCCCGGACGAUCGACAAAGUUGCCCCUCGACCAGCCCGCCCAUCUCGCUCAGUCCCGGCGGUGGCGGUGGUUCGCAGCAUUCCCAGGCAUCCGGCUUCCGGUACGAGUACGGACCGUUCCUAACGCCCACCGGGAGCCCACCGGUGCUGCUCGGCGAUCAGCUGCGCCCCAAAUCGUUCCGUUCACCGGCACCCGGCGGUCCACCACUCCCGGCGCUGGGAGUGCUCGAUCCGUCCGUCACUGAUCCGGCAGCGUACUUUCACGGUGGCGGUCCCGGUGGCCCCGUCGUCGGACACUUUCCACUCGGUGGUGGUGGCGGAGGAGGCGUCCUGCCGGAGGUGGACGGAUUGAUGCGGAAUCCGGCGGCGGCCGCCAUCCUUUCCACCCUGCUACCGUCCGCCAUGAGCACGUUCACGCUGUCGGCGCAGAAUGUGUGCGCCAAGUGCAACAUCAGCUUCCGGAUGACGAGCGAUCUGGUGUACCAUAUGCGGUCGCACCACAAGAGCGAACGGGAGGUGCACGAUCAGGCGCGCCGGAAACGGGAGGACAAGCUGAAGUGUCCGGUCUGUAACGAGAGCUUCCGGGAGCGGCAUCAUCUGACGCGCCACAUGACGGCACACCAGGAUAAGGCGGGCGAUCUGCUGGAACCGGCGGCCAAGAGCUCGUCGAAGCGGUCCCCGGACGGGGCAGCCAAACAUCAUCACCAACAUCACCAACAUCACCACCACCAGCAGCAUCAUCAGCAUCCCCCGUUGCCCCUCGGUGGUGGCGGUGCCGGUGGUCGAUUGGCGUAAACGAGCGAAUCCCUCA
Anopheles darlingi is the source of this 1279-nucleotide messenger RNA. RefSeq names its product zinc finger protein 488. The transcript is spliced from 3 exons. NCBI's taxonomy places the organism in Eukaryota, Metazoa, Arthropoda, Insecta, Diptera, Culicidae. The record is from RefSeq and is a predicted model, not a curated record. Bases 1 to 1263 code for a protein of 420 amino acids. Gene Ontology annotation, biological process: regulation of DNA-templated transcription. Gene Ontology annotation, cellular component: nucleus.